Messenger RNA from Myiozetetes cayanensis, 2025 nucleotides. RefSeq names its product CTD small phosphatase 1 (gene CTDSP1). NCBI's taxonomy places the organism in Eukaryota, Metazoa, Chordata, Aves, Passeriformes, Tyrannidae. The record is from RefSeq and is a predicted model, not a curated record. Gene Ontology annotation, molecular function: RNA polymerase II CTD heptapeptide repeat phosphatase activity.
AUGGAGCACCAGUCCAUCAUCGCCCAGGUUAGCAGGGAGGGGAGCGCCCCACUGCAGGAGAAAGGUACCCAGACACCUGCCAAAAAACCACGGAGUCGCAGCAUCCUCCAGUCCCUCUUCUGCUGCCUGUGCCACGAUGAAGGGGAGCCCUGCACCGGCACCACUGGUGCCCCACUGCUGGUGGAGGAGAAUGGGGCCCUGCCUAAGGCUGCUGUCAAACACCUCCUGCCUGAGAUCAAGCCGCAGGACGCCAGCAAGCUCUGCGUGGUCAUCGACCUGGAUGAGACACUGGUGCACAGCUCCUUCAAGCCGGUGAACAAUGCCGACUUCAUCAUUCCUGUGGAAAUCGAUGGCAUCAUGCACCAGGUGUACGUGCUCAAGCGGCCACACGUGGACGAGUUCCUGCAGCGCAUGGGCGAGCUCUUCGAGUGUGUGCUCUUCACUGCCAGCCUGGCCAAGUACGCAGACCCCGUGGCUGACCUGCUGGAUAAAUGGGGGGCUUUCCGGGCACGGCUUUUCCGUGAAUCCUGUGUCUUCCAUCGUGGCAACUACGUGAAGGACCUGAGCCGCCUGGGCCGUGACCUGCGCCGGAUCAUCAUCGUGGACAACUCACCCGCAUCCUACAUCUUCCACCCUGAUAACGCUGUGCCGGUGGCUUCCUGGUUUGAUAACAUGGCAGACACGGAGCUGCUGGACCUGCUGCCCUUCUUCGAGAGGCUCAGCAAGGUGGAGGACGUGUACGCAGUGCUCAAGAAGCAGCGGACUAACAGCUAAUGGUCCCCCCACCCCGCCGGGUGCUGCCAGGGGGCACCACCGGGGGAGCCAGGUGCCUUAUUUUGGGGGAGAGGGGGGUCCUAGUGUGCCCCCUAUUGUCCUCCCCAGCCCCAGUGGGCCCAGGUGACCUCCCUGCCUGCUGGUGAUGGGAGAUGUGGGUGCCCCUGCUGGGGAGCUGAGUGUCCCCCUUCUCACAGAAAAGGAGGGCUGUGGGUGACCUGCCUUGCUGUGCUGAGGACCUGUUAGGGGGGUCCCAUCCUCCCACAAUGUCCAGCCCCUACCCUCCCCCAACCUGUGUCCCCCCUCCCCAAAACGGUUCUCAGGUCCUUUUCCCUUCCAUGUCCCCCUGAGUGGGGAGGGGGGGAUCAGCAGCUGCUGUUUUCCACUGCCUUUGGGGGGACUAGAUCCCUCUAUCCAGGCGCUUCCUGCUGGGAGCCUGGUGGCCUUUGGCCCCUAUCUGCAGGGGUUAUGGGACAGUUUGUAACACCUUGUCACCCUCCAGAAAUGGGGGAGUCUUAGUGUUGGUGCAUAGGGCUACCACCAUACCCUUAACUCUGCCCUGCGUGCAGCUGAUCACCUCAUGGGGGGCGUGUCCUUGCCCACCCUCGUGCCUUCUCCUGCCCCCCCACAUAGGGGGUGUGUUUUGGGGAGGCAGCCUGGCCUCAGGGUUGAGCCGCUGGGCACAAAUGCCCCCCAUGUGCCUUGGAACACUGUGUCUCUGUGGCCCCCUUAGCUCUGCAAGGGCUGUGCCUGGGGGGGCUCUUAACUCCCCUCCUCCAACCUCAGUUUCUUCCCUUGCUGUUGGGGCCUCCCCCCAUCUGCAGUUACACUGUGUCAGUGGGAGCCACUCCGGUCACCAGCGGGGGGGUCACCUCCCCUGUGGGGGGCACACACUCCUCCCCAUCCAUUUGCAGCUUCGCCAAAGGCUGCCACUCCUAGGAGGGACGGACCCCCAUACCAGCCUUAGUGUGCCCACCCUAGCCUUGCCCCAGUCCCCCAGCUGGGAUAGGGGUGGGGGGCACUGCAGCCCCCCACCUUCCCCAUAGCCGGGGGUUACCCUGACCCCAGUGGGGUUGGACUGGUGCCAGGGUGUCCCCCAGCCUUGAGGGGCUGGGGGCUCUCAGGGAGGGGUUUUAGGAGGGGGCUGAGCUCAACCCAGCCUUUUUUAACGUCACAAUAUGGACAAUGCCUCAUACUUUUUUAGAGGGGAAAACAACGGUUUCCCAAAAAAUCAUGGGUGCCUUUUUACCG